This is a messenger RNA of Plodia interpunctella (Indianmeal moth), 2746 nucleotides long. RefSeq lists its product as uncharacterized. NCBI's taxonomy places the organism in Eukaryota, Metazoa, Arthropoda, Insecta, Lepidoptera, Pyralidae. The coding region runs from base 211 to 1212 and encodes 333 amino acids. The record is from RefSeq and is a predicted model, not a curated record. The transcript has a single exon. Gene Ontology annotation, molecular function: 8-oxo-dGDP phosphatase activity; 8-oxo-GDP phosphatase activity; magnesium ion binding.
UAAACGUGUACCUAUCUAUACCUAGGUAUCUUGUUUGAAAACUUUAAAUUACUAGUGUAGUGUAAUUAACUUUUAUUCACGCAAAUUUUGUUCAGUGACUAUGUAAAAAAGUGGUAAGGCGUAAAUAAUUAAUUAAUGACUAUAUUAUACACUUUCUGACUUUAUUAUACACUUCUGAGCUGCUCUCUCACUUUGUUAAAGUAGGUAAUCAUGUCGCGCCAAGUAGACGUGAAUCUAGUUCAUUUAUUGGAUGGUUUGGGCCUUGAAGGAGAAGAAAAUGACUUUUGUGAUUUUACAAUAGCUGAUCAGAAUUCCGUAGCUGAAUCACAAGGUAUUACCCCUACCACGCCUUCAAAUUUCAAACCGGUACUUGGCAGUAAUGUCACCUACGUAGUGGCCUGUGUUAUUAUCAAUGAACGGAAUGAAGUUCUAAUGAUGCAAGAAGCGAAAGAAAGUUGUGCUGGUAAAUGGUACUUGCCUGCAGGUCGCAUGGAGAAAAACGAGACCAUAGUUCAAGCUGUCAUUAGGGAAGUUUUGGAAGAAACAGGUCUUCAAUGUGAGCCCAAAACAUUAUUAGUGGUAGAGACUGCAGGGGGCAUGUGGUAUAGGUUUGUUUUGACAGGAGAAAUAAUUGGUGGAGAAUUGAAAACACCAGCAAAAGCAGACAAAGAAUCCUUACAGGCAAAGUGGAUAUCAAACCUCCAAGAAAUUUCAUUAAGAGCAAAUGAUAUUGUACACUUGAUAGAAAAAGCCCAAUUGUAUAAAGAGAAAAAUUCAACUGGAUUAUGGCAUCAAGAAAUACUGCCUGCUUCAAUCCCUCAUGUAAAAGAUAUGUUGAGGUUGAUAAUUGUGAUUAAAAAGAGAAGUACAAACAGGUUGCAUGUCCUAUUAAGUGAAAAAACAUCAAUACAUUUCCCUAUGUGUGAAAUGAAUCCAGCCAAAAGUGUCCAUUCAACUCUGAGAAGGUUCAUGGUUGAAAUGUUUGGAGCAGAUGUAGGACAACAUCGCCCACUGGGACUUCUCAACGUGGAAGCAGAUCCAGUUUGUGAUGGCGUCUGUCUCACCUUACUUGUGGCUUUCCGUUCACCAAUGGAAGAAGUACCUUUAAUUGGCAAAUGUGCUUGGCAUGAAGUAUCACGAGAUAUUGAAAACAAAUUACUUUCUGUGAUUUCUAAAAAAAAUUCCACAAUUGAACUAAAUGUAAUACGUUAAUUUUUUAUUCAUUACUAUUUUAAAACUCAUCCAGAAUGCUCAUUUGUUAUAUAUUUGUAAAUAUUAUAUGGAUAUUAUACACUUUAUUUGAAUCUCAUACUCAUACAUGAGAAUGUAACAUUUUGUUCCCAUAAGUACAAACAGUUUUUAAGAUUAUGUAUAUGAUGAUUUUGUCCAUGGGCUAAUUUGUUGACCAAUCACAGUUAAUAUAAUUUGUCAUUGUAGAGAAAUGACUGAUAUAUUUUAUUUACUGCUCUGAUGAAUUAUUUAUUCUAUAAUGAUGCUAUGGACAUAUCUAUCUAAAAAUUAUACUGUAUUAGGAAAAAUAUAAUGUGAAGAAUGUGAAAAAAAAAUUAUACAUGCAAAUAUAUUUUUCAAUACAAGAAGACUUACAUCACAUGACAGUUAGUGUACAAGUGAAAAUAAUUGAAAUUAAGUUUUAAGCGGGAAGGGAUCUUUUGUUUCUCUACUAAUCCUUUACUAACAUAAGAUUUAAAUUUAUAAUGUUGUGUCACCUGUUCUGACUUGACCACCUUUGAUUUAAAUUCUCAUUACACCAAUUAUUAUUCUAUAUGUAUUACUCCUGAUUAGACACCACAUAUAACAUUCUAUCCAUAAUUUAAAAAAAGCUACACCAUAUCUUGGAAACUAUAACAAUUUUUUUUAUCCACGGAGUAUGGAUUUUCUCCAAGUAUUAGGUCGCCAAUAUCGAGACAUAUUUAGUUCUUGGUUUAUAUGUGGGCGUAUUAGCAUGAGAGCUUGUACGCGCUCAAGAUGUAACACAUUCUUGAACACAAUAUCGAUUGUUCAAGAAUGUGUUAUAUUGUGCUUUAUAGCUUUUUGACUAGAUAGUCAAAGAGCAUGUUUGUCCAAAGUUAUGAGUAAAGUCAAUUUCAUUAUCAAUACAUAAGUAUAAUAAAAACUGAAAAAUUAGAUACUUAUUUAUUUUAUGGAAAUUCUUAUUGGAAUGGGCUUAAAAGGGUCCCAUACGUGGUGUUGAAUGGCGCCGAAGCGACGUAUGUUGGGCGAAAAAAAUUGCAAUGACAUAUUAUCGCGUUUGUGUACCUGUCCAUUCGCGCAAAUGUCUUUCCACUCAUGUGUUACCUACUAAACUUCAAAAUGUAAAUUAAAAUGCAUGUGGCGCAUGUGACUACCAUAAAUAAAGAUAUUUUAUUUUCAAAUCAGACCAGUAGAUACUUUCUGUCUUCUAAAGAUAAUUUAAAAAAAGUUUUUAGGGAUUUUAUGCAAAACUUUACUUUGAACUGCACGCAAACCUAGUUGCGGGCAUAGCUAGCUGCAAAAUACCGCAAAUGAGUGAUUAAAAUAUACUGUCCUGUUAAAUAAGUGUUCUAGAAUAGGUAGGACAUGACAUUUAUUUUUUCUUUACUUAUUAAUGAGGGCUUUAAUAUCUGUAACCAAUGUUAUGUACACUUAUGUAAUGAACUAGAAGAUAACUAUUGUUACGGGGAUGGUUGUUUUUUAUUUAACUUAAAUUAUGUUAUAAUGAAACUUUUAAAUAAAUUUUUAUACAGAC